AAGCCCCCAACCGGAAACUAAACGUUUCGACCACGAUAGAGGGAUGCGCAUGGAAAGCGACACACCACAUCACCGGCAGGAGUUUAUUAAUUAUUGUGAUUACUAUCGUCUCUAAAUUGAAUAGAGUAGGCUCUUUAUCGAGCCCUUCAUGCGGAGGAGGUGAGCCUGGUUGGUCACAGGGAUAUGGUAAUGUAUAGUGACUAGCGCUGGACACAGACAGCACUGGACAACAAGGAACAGCAGAUUUGCCUGUGAUGAGUUGCGAAGGCACUGGUUUGGGGGCCCUGGGCCCACUUGCAGGGUAUUGGGAAAAAAUCCAGGAGCGCUCAGCCUCGUUGGAGACCUGUCCGUGGUGUGCUGCUAAAGGGCAGACUCGGGCUCUGCGUUCCUAUAGGAUCAGCAUCCAGGAGGUCAUCACCCUCUGCACUGACCCACAGUGCCUGUUUCCCCUGGUCUCCAGGCCCCUGGAAGAUGUGCUGGCCAGCCUCGUACCCCCUCUACCCCAAACACAGACGGGGAGGAAGAGGAAGAGUCCCAGUGUGUUGGAGAACGGAGACUCUGUACCUUCCCCCAAAAGCGCACGAUCAGAGGAGGCCGUGUCACAGAAUGAGAGUCGCCCAGUCGUCAGGAUCACCAGCGCCAAACUCAAUGGGGAAGACUGCUUUAAUAAGACGAAGCGCACGACGCCAGUACAGAAGGAGAGAAUCAGCCAAUCAGAACCCACAGACAUGGAGCUGGUGGAUAAAACCCUUCCUGAGACCGAGAGGGGAGGGGCCAAUGGAUACCACAAGGAUUCUGAUUGGCCGAUCCCAGAGGAAAUGGACCAGAAAGUCCUAGAUGAGGAUGAGGAGGGAGAAGAUGGUGUCUUUCUCCCAGAGGAGGCUACACCUACUUUAGACAAGGGGUUUCCUCUCCCAGAGAAGACUUUACCUACGUCACAACUGGCAGUGUCUUUUGUAGACGCUGAGUCUGCACCGAAGGAGGUUAUCUGUCCCUUAGACAGGGCUGUUUCUGCCCCAGAGAAGACUUUAUCUGUCUCUCGGGUAGCUGUUUCUGCCCCAGAGACGAUUUUACCUCCCUUACACUUGGCUGUUUCUGCCUCAAAGAAGAAUGUGGCUGCGCUAGAGAAAGCCUUGGACACAUGCGUAACUGUCCCUAAUUUACAGGACACCGUCCGUCUCCUAGAGGCUCUGAUUGCACCAGGGGAGGCUGUCUCUCUGCUAGAGGAGGCUCUACCUGUCCCAGGGGAGGCUGUCUCUCUGCUAGAGGAGGCUCUACCUGUCCCAGGGGAGGCUGUCUCUCUGCUAGAGGAGGCUCUACCUGUCCCAGGGGAGGCUGUCUCUCUGCCAGAGGAGGCUCUACCUGUCCCAGGGGAGGCUGUCUCUCUGCCAGAGGAGGCUCUACCUGUCCCUGGGGAGGCUGUCUCUCUGCUAGAGGAGGCUCUACCUGUCCCAGGGGAGGCUGUCUCUCUGCCAGAGGAGGCUCUACCUGUCUCAGGGGAGGCUGUCUCUCUGCCAGGGGAGGCUGUCUCUCUGCCAGAGGAGGCUCUAACUGUCCCAGGGGAGGCUGUCUCUCUGCCAGAGGAGGCUCUACCUGUCCCAGGGGAGGCUGUCUCUCUGCUAGAGGAGGCUCUGCCUGUCCCAGGGGAGGCUGUCUCUCUGCUGGAGGAGGCUCUACCUGUCCCAGGGGAGGCUGUCUCUCUGCCAGAGGAGGCUCUACCUGUCCCAGGGGAGGCUGUCUCUCUGCCAGAGGAGGCUCUACCUGUCCCAGGGGAGGCUGUCUCUCUGCUAGAGGAGGCUCUGCCUGUCCCAGGGGAGGCUGUCUCUCUGCUGGAGGAGGCUCUACCUGUCCCAGGGGAGGCUGUCUCUCUGCCAGAGGAGGCUCUACCUGUCCCAGGGGAGGCUGUCUCUCUGCCAGGGGAGGCUGUCUCUCUGCCAGAGGAGGCUCUAACUGUCCCAGGGGAGGCUGUCUCUCUGCUAGAGGAGGCUCUACCUGUCCCAGGGGAGGCUGUCUCUCUGCUAGAGGAGGCUCUGCCUGUCCCAGGGGAGGCUGUCUCUCUGCUGGAGGAGGCUCUACCUGUCCCAGGGGAGGCUGUCUCUCUGCCAGAGGAGGCUCUAACUGUCCCAGGGGAGGCUGUCUCUCUGCCAGAGGAGGCUGUCUCUCUGCUGGAGGAGGCUCUACCUGUCCCAGGGGAGGCUGUCUCUCUGCUAGAGGAGGCUCUGCUUGUCCCAGGGGAGGCUGUCUCUCUGCUUGACGAGGCUCUACCUGUCCCAGGGGAGGCUGUCUCUCUGCCAGAGGAGGCUCUACCUGUCCCAGGGGAGGCUGUCUCUCUGCCAGAGGAGGCUCUAACUGUCUUAGAAGAGGCUUCACCUGGCAUGAAGGAGGGUCUAAGUGUCUUACAGAAAGAGGAGGAGGAAGACGAGGUUCUAAUCUCCUUGGAGAAUGAGGAGGAAGAUGUCGCUACACCUGUGGCCUUAGAGGCUGUGUCUAUACCUGCCGUGAUUGAGGUUGUCCCUGCUUUAGAGAAAGAUGAGGAGGAUCUGCCUGUCUUUGACGAGGAAGAGAAGAUACAGGAGGUGUGUAGACCCUGCAGUGUGGACCUCAGUCAGAGCAAAGUGUCUGAGGGUCACGUUGCAGGUGAUGAUGAAGAUGAUGGUCCUAUCAGAGCUAAAAGAAGAGCUCACAACACCCGACAACUAAGCGACGAGGAACGGGAAGUAAGCGUCCAAGAGGAUGUGGAAGCCCUGACACCGCCGCCGAAAAAGAAAAGGGGCAGGCCAAGAAAGACUCAUAUUAUUAAAUACACGCAGGAAGUGUUGCCCGACUUUGACCCGGAAGUGAUCUCGACGGGCGAGUUGGUCCCAGUUCCCGGACCUCACCUGUUCUGGAAGAAUGAGCACGGUCUGGGUUGGCUGGACACCUUGCUGGUAUCGCUGGUCCACUGUCGCACCCUGAGGGACAGGCGACCCAUCAAGAGACCCACUGUAUGUCAACCUGUCUGGGAUCUGUGUGAGAGGUACGACCGAGCCUGUAGUCUCAGCACAGCCUACCAACACACUGGCGCAGACGGUGUCGUCAGAGUGCCCUCUGUGGUGUUACAGAGGCUGCAGACUGAGAUGCAGGCCAUCAGGACGGCCAUCUUUAAACUGGUGGAGCCUCGACUGAAAUGUAAACUGGGUCAGAAUGAGAGGCUGGUUUUGGUUCUGCCUCUCCUCCUCGGGGCCGACUCCUGGGCCUCUCCUCUCUUCCAGCAUGCGUAUGACUGGCAGUUUCAGUGUAUCUCAACGACUUGCCAGCAUGCCACCAAAACCAAAUGUGAGAAGACUCUCACCACUUUCACCAAGGUGGUUACUGAUUGGCACCCUCUCAAUGCUGCCAACCAAUCACGUUGCAGCAAGUGUAAUAAGUCGAAGCAAGCCAGGCUGUUGGUGCUGGAGAGGCUGUCUCCUGUGUUUGUGCUGCACUUUGCGGAAGGUCUCCCUGACAACGACCUCGGUGUGUACUCCUUCACCUUCCAGCAGCAGAGAUACUCCAUCACCACCGUCCUACAGUACGACCAGCCACUCAACCAUUUAGUCAGCUGGAUACGCAGACCCGACGGAUCGUGGUUAGAGUUUGACGACCGGAAGCAUCCGGACUGUGUCUCGCACACCCAGCUGCCGGUCCCUCCUAGAGAGAUCCACGUUGUCUUCUGGGAGUUGGAGACGGAGCGUCCCCACAACACACAGACACCCUGCACUUCUCAUCCCGAAAACCCGACGAGCACUUCCUUGAUAGAGAAAGAACUGAAGCAACCUCUCCUAGCCAAGCUCUUUGUCGUUAAUCAGUCUCUAGAAUGUUCUCAGACGGUCUCUGAUGAUGCGAACGCUGACAUGGACGCCACCAUAACUGCCGACUAUAUAGAUAACCAUAUGGACACAACAUUAAGGAAUAACGUAGACUCUCCCAUCGUCAUCGGUUCCACCUCCGUGCUCGCUGAUGUAUCGCUCCAGUCCGGGUCUCACGACCUCUCUCUGCCCCGCCCUCUCGAUGACACGGCCGUUGUCGAGGCGCUGACAGUGUCUGACGAUACCGACACCACGGUGACAGCCGGUGACCCGUCCAUCGGCUCUGCCACGCCGUUCGACACCUUCGAAGGCCUCUCCCGCGAUGACAUCGUCACCCUGACACUCGUAGAGGUCAAAGUUGACUCUGAGAGCAGGCCGUUGGACUACAUCACCGCGGCUCCCAAACAAAAUGGAAGAGACGUCUGCUUUCUGUCUGCUCCUAGAUCUGAGACCGAGACCCCCCCAUCUGCCCACGAAAUACCCACUGAAUCUGAAACGCCCUCCGAAACGGACGAUGAAGACCUCGUCGAAAGGCCAACGUCCCCCGAUACGGCCAGUGAGUUUCUCCCUGACAGCAGUGACGGUCCUUCUGAGACGGACUCUGAAGAAGUCACUCCCAGUCCUCCCAAGAUCAGGAGAAGCCACAAUAGACCUAAAAUGGCGUCCAACACUCCAGUUGCUGCAGCAGCAACAACACCAAUGGCACUUCCUGGAAACUGUGGUGAAAUAAUCCUGCCUUCCGUCGUAUCUAUGAUGUCAACGUCAUAUGUGGAACCACCAGAGUUCCCUCCCUCUCCCCCGCCCCACCCUAAAACCCCCAUUACCUCCAGCUCUCUGCAGAGCACACCUGGUCCCUCUCCCCCACCCCACCCCAAAACCCCCAUUACCUCCAGCUCUCUGCAGAGCACACCUGGUCCCUCUCCCCCACCCCACCCCAAAACCCCCAUUACCUCCAGCUCUCUGCAGAGCACACCUGGUCCCUCUCCCCCGCCCCACCCCAAAACCCACUGGUCGUACCAUCUCAGCCAGAGACAACCCAGUCAAUUGAAUCAUUCAACACCCAACCGGUUCCAGCAGCUUUCACAGAGCCGGCAGACGCCCAACCCAGACGCCAGGCUGAAGAAGCCUCCGCCUCUCCCCAAAACCAGACUCAGUAAGGAGGACAACGAGGCCCUGCCGGUGAAGGCUGCCGAGAUGUACGGAGGGUUCCAGGCCAGGAGCAGGAACGUAAAUACAAACAUAAACAAUGUCUCUUCCAAGACUUCACCUCCAACCCAGCACCUCUUUCAAAGAAUUGACCCUCAAAAUGGCAUCUGGAAGACACCAAGUCAGCCUGGCGACUUCGCCUCGCGAAGACCCCCCAUCGACAACACUACAGCAGCGUAUCCUAUCGUGACCUCACUUCCUCCUCCUCCGGGUGUCACGGAGCUCCAUAAAAUCUCUUCCUCCAGGAAUCAAGGCCCCGGUGGCCAGGUCACGAAGGAUCCGGCCGGCCUCAGUGAGACAGAAACCCUCAGGUACAAGCUGCUGAAGAAGCUGAAAGCCAAGAAGAAGAAACUGGAGAAGCUGAAUCAGAUGUUGGGUUACCAGGGAGCUGCAGGAGGACAGGAAGUGACCCGCAGACCAGACUGCGCCGACCUUCGCUCCCCUUCUACUGUUAGCUCCAGUACCUCCGCCUACGACAGCCCUGCUUACGAUGAGUUCUUCGCCGACCUUCUGUCGCCCGCGACGACUGCCAGCAAUCUAUCGCCGGACAGCACGGGCUUCCUGGAUAUGCUCACCACCAAUGGGCAAGAAGCGGGAGGGAACUUGGCGUGUGGGGGGAAUGCGAUUGGUGGAGCCUCGCAGGUGGUGACCCCUGCGACCUUACAACCGGCCAAUCACGGUGUAGUAAUGCCACUGCCCGGUCUAGAUGAGCCAAUCAUGACCUCCGGUGAUAACUUCCUGGAGGAGUUCAUAUCGGGGUCGGCCAAUCAGCAGAUGGAGACGGAAGCCCUCAGUGCUUUCGACCUGUUCUUUUAGACGUCGUUAGCAGAUCCUAGACCUGUGGUUAUCUGCUUACCCAACCCCUGAGCUUAGCUCAGAUCAGCGACGACAUCUCAGGAGUCUCCCAGAUGUCUCUCUGGUCCUGUAUUUUCAGAUCCUGUUCAAUGAAAGGAUUCUCAUGUCUAAUUCGUUGACUAGAUAGGAAAAGAGUUGCCAGUUUAGAUGUAGACAGUUGCUAGGAGAAACGUCAUGCUAGUACUCCUUUCAGUCGUGUGUGUGUGUGUGUGUGUGUGUGUGUGUACAUGGCAUCAGUGGGUAGUUCUCUUAUUGGCAGCAUGUUGUCACACACGGUGGAAUCUUAACAGUUGGCCAUUGAACAUAAACACUCCCAUGUCAUUCAUGUAUUCACUUGUUUACGAAAGAAUGUCGAAGUUGAAUACGGUUUAAUGUUGAUACUCAUUGAAGCUUUGUCCAAAAAACACCACCUAUUCCCUAUAUAGUGCACUAUAUUUUGACCAGGUUCCUAUAAGGUCCUCCAAGUGAAAAAAAUAAAAAAAAAUAGACAGAUUGAGGCUUUUUAAACGAAUGUGAUAUAUAUAUAUAGUUUGUUUCAGAGUAUUCUGUAAAGUUAAUAGGCGAGUGGUCUGAUCCUUCUUCGGAAUGUUCCGAAGGAAAUCAUGAUCAUUUUGCCUUUUUUUAUUUUCGUUUUGUCUGAACGACUUAAAAUCCUGAACUAGGAUGAAAAGCCCGACGACGAGGAUAGAAGGUUCGUGUUUUUAGUGGUGGUUGGGACUCUUCAUCUUGUUCAUCAGUUGUUUUGAAUGUCAUUUCUUUAGUAAUACUAAAGGGACAGUUGUAGAAUGUUGUACAGGAUUGGAGACUGUAUAUAAUUCUAAUAAAAAUCAAAUGCUUUCUUUACACGGA
This is a messenger RNA of Salvelinus fontinalis (brook trout), 6737 nucleotides long. RefSeq names its product SUMO-specific isopeptidase USPL1-like. The transcript has 9 exons. Bases 255 to 5849 code for a protein of 1864 amino acids. Gene Ontology annotation, cellular component: Cajal body. NCBI's taxonomy places the organism in Eukaryota, Metazoa, Chordata, Actinopteri, Salmoniformes, Salmonidae. Gene Ontology annotation, molecular function: SUMO binding. Gene Ontology annotation, biological process: Cajal body organization; protein desumoylation. The record is from RefSeq and is a predicted model, not a curated record.